AUGCUCGACGAUGAGAGAGCCAAGCAAACAGCAUCUUUGGCGAUUUUCCCACUCAUUCUCGGCAGCGGGGCGAAACUGGGGCGGGCUGGGGCAGAUACAGGGGUGACAAGCCCUGAUCGGUCGAGCAAGAUUAUCGUUAUCCAUCUCUCUCUUCCGAAUCCCAAAAACUCAUCCACAGAAAUGGCCAACGUCCCCAAGGUUAAGCUCAACAGCGGACAAGAGAUUCCUCAGAUCGGCUUUGGUCUCUGGAAGGUCACCGAAAACACUGCCGAUGUCGUCUAUAAUGCCAUCAAGCUCGGAUACAGGCUGUUCGACGGUGCCUUCGAUUACGGAAAUGAGAAGGAGGCUGGUCUUGGUGUGAAGCGUGCCAUCGAUGAGGGGAUCGUUAAGCGCGAGGACCUUACCAUCGUCUCCAAGCUGUGGAAUACCUUCCAUGAGAAAGAGCGCGUCGAGCCGAUCGUUCGUCAACAGCUGGAAUGGUGGGGACUCGAGUACUUCGAUAUCUUCUACAUUCAUUUCCCCGUGGCUCUUGAGUAUGUCGACCCCAAGGACAGCUACCCAUCUGGCUGGAAAAACCUUCAAGGCAAGGUCGUCCAAUCCAAGGCAACGAUCCAGGAGACCUGGCAGGCUAUGGAGAACCUUGUUGACCUCGGCCUCGCCAAGUCCAUUGGUGUCUCCAACUUCCAGGGAGCUCUCCUCAUGGAUCUCCUGCGAUAUGCCCGUAUUCGUCCCAGCAUUCUCCAGGUUGAAAUCCACCCCUACCUCACCCAAGAAGCAAUCAUCGAAUACGCCAAAUCUGAAGGAAUUGCCGUCACUGCCUACUCAUCGCUGGGUCCUGCCUCUUUCAUAGAACUCGAGUGGGACAAUGCCAAACAAGCAGUCCCCCUAUUCGUCCACCCUGUUACGACUGCCAUCGCCGAAAAAUACAGGAAGACUCCCGCUCAAGUUGUCCUGCGCUGGGCCACUCAGCAAGGUCUUUGCAUCAUCCCCAAGAGUACCGAGACCAAGCGCCUCGUCGAGAAUUUGGAAUCGGCUUCGUUCGACCUUACCGAUGAAGAACGCAAGCAAAUCUCAAGUUUGAACAUCAACCUCCGAUUCAACAACCCACCAAACUGCCAACCUCCAGGACAAUAUCUCGAAUACCUGCACAUACGUUCCCUUCAUAUCUCCAACACGAAGGAUAACGAAUUGGAUCACGAAGAAGCCACUAUGGCUACCCUGCCUCCGCAUAACGAUGGCAAAGCAAGUCCGGACAGCAAUCGUGACAUGUUGAAACAGCUCCCAGAUAUCAAGGCUAGCAACUUGUUGCAAAUUUCACGGAAGAAUGACGAGUUACGAGGCUCAUGGGUUAUUGACCCUACGAUGAUAAUCCCAUCGAUAUUUCUCCCGCCGCUCAGGCCAGAUGAAACUGAAGAGACACGAAGCAAUAUAUCGCUCGAUGUGAUACAGAGCGGCUUCAUCUACGCCGAUAUAUUCCUUUUGUCACCCAUGACCUCGUUGAAGGAUCAGACAACGGCCGCAUACAUUCAUAGAAAACGAAUUUAUAUUCGAGGAACCUGUCAGAACGGUGAUAUCAUAAUGAAGCUGCAUGAGCAUGUACCAUCAAAUGCACCCUCAUUGACACCAAAGCCAACGCGAUGGCCUCUUCAAGUCAAUUGUUCAUCCGCGUCGGGCAGCGUCGUUCUUUACCUUCCACGGUUCUUCCACGGUCCGAUGAGCUUCAAAGUCAGAAACGGGGCUGUGCACUUUUCGAAGGCGGUGAAACCAAUGGUGACCAUAUUUUCUGACAAUGAUGGGCUACAGGUAGGUUUUCUAGGCGAUUUCAACGGCGCUGUAAUCCAGGAUAGUGGAGAAUGGACUGGAGACAUUUUAUUUGCUGAAGCACCAAAUGGUUCUAUUACAAUCUCCUUUGAGGACGAGGAAUCGCCUAGGUACAAAGUACCCAGGUGUCGUUGA
Psilocybe cubensis is the source of this 1956-nucleotide messenger RNA. RefSeq lists its product as uncharacterized. The transcript has 10 exons. The record is from RefSeq and is a predicted model, not a curated record. The coding region runs from base 1 to 1956 and encodes 651 amino acids. Gene Ontology annotation, cellular component: cytosol. Gene Ontology annotation, molecular function: aldose reductase (NADPH) activity. Lineage: Eukaryota; Fungi; Basidiomycota; Agaricomycetes; Agaricales; Agrocybaceae.